Messenger RNA from Harpegnathos saltator (Jerdon's jumping ant), 638 nucleotides. Its product is annotated as ejaculatory bulb-specific protein 3. NCBI's taxonomy places the organism in Eukaryota, Metazoa, Arthropoda, Insecta, Hymenoptera, Formicidae. The transcript is spliced from 2 exons. The coding region runs from base 75 to 443 and encodes 122 amino acids. The record is from RefSeq and is a predicted model, not a curated record.
GGCGGUCGAGUCUUGAGUUCUAUUCCGCACUUUGAUUUUGUCUUCGUUACGAUCUAGACUGAGAAUAUAAAACAAUGGCUUGGUUAGUCAGCAUCGUAGCGAUUAUUGGGAUUGCACUUGUGUCUGUCCUCACAGCCGAAGAAGAAUUCUAUUCUGACAAAUAUGACGACAUUGAUGUCAAAAGUAUUCUCGAGAAUGACAGAUUGCGAGAACAAUAUCGCGAUUGUUUUAUGGACAAGGGAUCAUGCACAACAGCGGAUAUGAAAUUCUAUAAAGAGAUUGUGGGUGAUGCCGUAACGACAAAAUGCAAAAGAUGCACUGAGAUACAAAAGCAAAAUGUGGACAUAAUAACUGAUUGGUAUACAAAAAAUGAACCCGAUAAAUGGCGUGAAUUUGUUGUGAAGUCUUUAGAGGACUCAAAGAAAAAGAACGGUGGCCAAUAACUACUGGCAAAACUGACAACGAACAUCGCAAAAUAUAAUCAUUUGUAAUCAAUUAAAUCUUAUAUACUUGGAAACUUCUUGAAAACUUACCGGUGCUGGAGAAAAGUUUAAAAGAUUCUAUAUUACUAAUAUAGUAUCUUGUAUUUAUAUGUGUAACUUUAUGUUCUUACAUUAAAGAGAGAAAUUAUGCAACAA